GGUUUCCAGCAGCCUCGCUGUGAAAUUAGCGAAUACUGCAGCAAGAAGUGAGUGAGGGAGUGUGUGUGUGUUGGUUGGUGUGUUUGUGUGUGUUGAGCACAAUCAAGCAAGCCGGGGAUUAAUAUUCAUAAAAACCUCUCAUCUGGCUGCUCACAGAGAUGGCCGCCAUUCGGAAGAAGCUGGUGAUUGUCGGGGACGGAGCUUGCGGAAAGACGUGCCUCCUCAUCGUUUUCAGCAAAGACCAGUUUCCCGAGGUCUACGUCCCGACCGUGUUUGAGAACUACAUCGCCGACAUCGAGGUCGACGGAAAGCAGGUGGAGUUGGCCCUGUGGGAUACCGCAGGCCAAGAGGACUACGACAGGUUGAGGCCUCUCUCCUACCCCGACACGGACGUCAUCCUCAUGUGCUUCUCCAUCGACAGCCCCGACAGUUUAGAAAACAUCCCGGAGAAGUGGACGCCCGAGGUGAAGCACUUCUGUCCCAAUGUUCCCAUCAUCCUGGUGGGGAACAAGAAGGACCUGAGGAACGACGAGCACACACGGAGAGAGCUGGCUAAGAUGAAGCAGGAGCCGGUGAAGAUAGAGGAAGGCCGGGACAUGGCGAGCAGGAUCAGCGCGUUCGGCUACCUAGAGUGCUCCGCCAAGACCAAGGACGGCGUGCGGGAGGUGUUCGAGAUGGCCACCAGGGCGGCGCUGCAGGUCCGCAAGCGCAAGAAGCGAGGCGGCUGCGCGCUGCUGUGAGCUGUUCACGCCCGCGCGCCCUGAGACCAACCGACCAAUAAGAGAAGAACGAAAAACACACGGAGAAAAAAAAAAGAACUGACCUUUUACCAAAUGGCAUCUUUGUACUGUAUCACGCAUUUAACGCUAAGACGCAGGCAGAUGACGCAAACACAAACACACCCCAAUACAGGAAAAUGGACAUUGUCUAUAUUACAACUGUUGUUAGAAAUUGAUGUUUAAAGUUCCAUGUUGAUUUGCUUUUUUUCCCCCCGGAAUCUCUCAUUACACAUUACAAUGUUUUUCCUACUUGUUCCCCCCCCCCCCCCUGCAUUUGUAUGUUAACCAGACGGUGAUAUAGAUGCACAUAUUUGUAUGCAAUAUUAUUCUUCACAAGCUCAACAGCCUGUCUUUGUGAGUACGGUCUUGUCCAAACAGUCCAUCAUGAUAAGAGAAUGAAAGCUAACAAUCUUUCUGACCAUAAGAGCUAGUGCCUUUUUUUUUUUUUUUUUUUGCUCAAGUUUGUUUCACCACCGUCGACGUCUCGUGUUUUGUCAGCUCGCUAGCGUUCCGGCCGAGGGCCUCUCCAUUGUGCCGUAGCUCAUUUUCACACAGUGGUGUCAUUGUGCAAACAAAUGAUCGCUUGUGUCAUUUUUGUCAGAAUUCCCCUCGACAAUUUUUUGCCCCUCCAAUCCCCGCUCACGUCGAGGAUAGAGAAGGUGUCUGUCUGUGCUGUAUGAGAAUCACGUCUGAUUUUUCACGUGCAACUUUUUUUGUGCAGCGUGGACGUAGAUGGAGGGAUGAGACUAUGACUCAACUAUGCACAAUAGCUGUCGGGACCAACAGGGGAGACGACACGGGCUGAAACAGGGGAUCACACGGAGGCCGAGGGAGUUCCAAGUGAAACCGCUCUCGGUGUGUGUGUGUGUGUGUGUGUGUGUGUGUGUGUGUGUGUGUGUGUGUGUGUGUGUGUGUGUGUGUGUGUGUGUGUGUGUGUGUGUGUGUGUGUGUGUGUGUGUGUGUGUGUGUGUGUGUGUGUGUGUGUGUGUGUGUGUGUGUGUGUGUGUGUGUUCGGUCAUGGAAAUGUCUUGUUGGAGCCGUCGGCCUGUUGCGUGCGGAUGUUUCCAGUCGGGUGACAUUCUUCACAUGCUUUUGGAGGAGCUUAAGUUUGGUUUGAGGAGUGUGUUUCUCCCCCCCGGUGCCUUCUCUGUCCCGGUGUGCCUUUAGGUUUGUCCUCUCCCAGACCAGACAGAACCGAUGCGCAGACUGACAAGGUCGAGAAAGAGUGACCUCUCUGACACCCGUGUGGUUAGUCUUGGACAACAGCAGAAGGGGUCAUUAGUUUGAAGAAACAUAUGCUCUCACAUCAUAAAGUGUACGAUUGUAUCUAUAGACGAGUCUCGUCUUGAUCAUCUUGACGGAUAAGCGUGAUUCCCCACACGGUGUUCGUGAUGACAAUGAAUCUUUACAAAACCAGUGACCUUGCAUUUUUCCCCGACAUCACCGGGGAAACAAACAUCUGUCCGCGGCCUCCAGAGAUGCUCUUUGUUGUUCCAGAGCGGGUCAUCGCUGCCAAGAAGUUUGUUUUCAGAAUUCACCCGUGUGUCACUCGGCGAUUUCAAGUUUUCUUCGCUCGCAUGCAAUAGUUGAUUGAAAGGCCCAUUGACUGUCCUCAGGCACUGACUCUUCGCUGCAUUCCUUUUGUCUCCACCUCUGUUGCUCCGUUUUGUCUUCCGUUCACGUCCCUCGGUUUGCAUGUUGCCGUCAGUAAAAAAAAAAAAAAAAACGGGGAGGGGAGGGUGGAGAAAUGUGUCUGUGGGCAAAACCAUAUCUUUGAUGUUGCAUGAGACGUCCUUAAGAUGCCGGGGUGGGCACCAAACCUACUGGCUGGCAAAGUCUGUAUCUAUUUAUGAUGUAAUACAACUUUAUACCCUCUACUGGCCGAGCACAUGUGCGUCAACUGAGCGACCCUGUGGAGGAGCUACACCCCACGGCUCAGCUGAGGUGUAACGCAAAUUCAAACUGUUUUUUAUUUGGAGGAAGAAGAGUAUAGGGGGGCAUUGAUUACACAAGCACCAUAUCAAUGUCGUUACCUCAGAUCUUUAUAAGGCGGAUGCUGUGUUUCAACUCUUAUUGCACCAUUGUGAACAACAAACAGCACACGCCAUAAGGCAAGAAUAAACAAUCAAGACGCUUACGGCUAAAGAUUUUUACCAAUGAAGCCGCGAGUUAUGCGUUGCCCCAGUUGCGGCGUGACGUUCAUGGGUCUCAACAAGCUCGAUGCAAAGGAAUUCUUUGGUAAUAUGAGGUCGGCGGAGACGGUCAAAUAACUCCUCGCAGCCGGGAGCACAGGACGAGGAUGAAAGCGUUGGAGAGGGAGCAGAGGGUCUUGGUGUUGAACAUAUCACAGAGAGCAUGUACUAUACUGCUGUUAAUAUGUAUGCGGAUUAUGUCGCGCCACUAUAUAAAAAAUUGUUCUUCCAAUGUCGUUGCAUGCAUUAGAGAAACAUGGGUCUUUUACUGUGUGAGCACACACAUACACUGACACACUAACACGAGCAGCACCGUCUUUGGGAACAGCUUCUGCUCAGUGUUGUGUAACUUUUCUUUCUCUCUCUCUGGACGUAUUUGAAAUGAUAAAAGGAUCCGGGUAUUUAGGUCAUUGUCAUAAUGCUUGGCAAACGGAAAAGUGUUGUGGUGAAUGUUUUGAUCUGAAGUGAACAUUGUUAAUAAACUAUUUUUGAGACAA
Messenger RNA from Scophthalmus maximus (turbot), 3468 nucleotides. It is a transcript of the gene rhoca, whose product is annotated as ras homolog family member Ca. NCBI's taxonomy places the organism in Eukaryota, Metazoa, Chordata, Actinopteri, Pleuronectiformes, Scophthalmidae. The transcript is spliced from 5 exons. Gene Ontology annotation, biological process: small GTPase-mediated signal transduction. Gene Ontology annotation, cellular component: neuron projection. Gene Ontology annotation, molecular function: GTPase activity; GTP binding. Bases 159 to 740 code for a protein of 193 amino acids. The record is from RefSeq and is a predicted model, not a curated record.